CAAACGCGCCGCGUACAGUUUCCAUCCAUCGGCGCUUCGGCGCAACGCUCGCAAAAAUCAUCUGUCUUUGUUUAACUUUUGGUGAAUAACAACGAUGAAAUGAUACCGUGAGUGUUGCGGGCAUUAAGUGGAACGCGCCCUAUACGUUUAAGAUGGUUAACGUACCGAAGCAAAGGCGUACUUUUUGCAAAAAAUGCAAAGUACACAAGACUCACAAAGUGACGCAAUACAAGAAGAGUAAGGAAAGACAUGCCUCGCAGGGUAGAAGACGUUAUGAUCGCAAACAGCAAGGUUUUGGCGGUCAAACUAAGCCCAUCUUCAGAAAAAAGGCGAAAACGACAAAGAAAAUUGUACUGAGGAUGGAAUGUACGGAAUGCAAGUACAGAAAACAAAUUCCGCUGAAAAGAUGCAAGCACUUUGAACUGGGUGGUGACAAGAAGAGGAAGGGUCAAAUGAUUCAGUUCUAAAUUAUCCACUCAAUGUUGUCAGCAUAUUCUGGAUUUAAUAAGAAAUAAAUAAAUCUACAAGGAUUUGUACAAAUCUUUAUUUGGAUGGACUAAAGAUGAAGAGAUAGAAAUACAGUUUGCAGCUAAAGAUCCUCGCCAUGAAAAGUACUUUAAAAUGUUACAUGUUGGUGUACCAAAAGAAGGAGUUAAAUUAAAGAUAAAGCAAGAAGGACUGGACACCUCCAUAUUGGACAUUCCACAACAGAUAGCUUUUAUACCACGGUCGUCGGAUAACAGGAAGAAUCAAGGUGAAUAAGAAUUAAGAUGUUAGUGCUGCUUGUUUAGGUAUGUUGGACAUUUUCACAUUAUAAAAUACAAACCAUCCAAAUAAAGAUGUGUACAAAUCCCUGUAAAUUUAUUUAUUUCUUAUUAAAUACAGAAUAUACUGAAAA
Messenger RNA from Formica exsecta, 898 nucleotides. Its product is annotated as 60S ribosomal protein L44. The transcript has 5 exons. Gene Ontology annotation, molecular function: structural constituent of ribosome. Gene Ontology annotation, cellular component: ribosome; cytosolic large ribosomal subunit. The coding region runs from base 153 to 467 and encodes 104 amino acids. The record is from RefSeq and is a predicted model, not a curated record. Gene Ontology annotation, biological process: translation. NCBI's taxonomy places the organism in Eukaryota, Metazoa, Arthropoda, Insecta, Hymenoptera, Formicidae.